UUUUGUAAUGUUUCCACCCUUUAUAACUCGAUGCAUAUAGUAUAUAUAUCCAAAUACAUUUGUUGUACACGCUUUUAUUAGUUUUACUUUUAAAAGAAGGUAUUUGCAGUUAUAAAUAUUUUGUGCCAGUGAAGUAAUGGUUGAAAAACCUCUAUACAUGUGUCAAUGUUAUAUUUUAGACUAAAUAUUUUCUCUUUUAAAAAUAUAGAAAACAGUUUUUUUAGUCUACAAGCAAAUAUUGUAGAGCAAGUAUGCAUUAUACAAAAUAAUCAAUACUAUUAAAACAGGAACAUGCCCCAUUGAUAAUAGUUGAGUCCAAUUAAAAAUCAUAUACAUCAUCUAAAUAUAACUACAAAUAUAACUAUAAAAUAUAAUUGCUAACUUUUACGUUUGUGUACAUGUGGAACCAAGCCCAACUGACGCUUUUAAAUUUGAAGGAUCCACAUCUAUAUAAAACAUAACUGCAUUUACAUCUAUAUCUCCGUAACUACUUUCUUAUUGGUCAAGACAAAUUUUGUAACUUCAUGUCCAAAAUUAUCGGUGGCCACUUCAUUCUAAUUUUUAUAUUGUCCCACAGUUAUAUAUUAUAUAACAAUUAUUCUUUCCUUUUGGGUUUUACCAACAUUACAUUUUCAAUAAUAUCAGCAUUUAUAUGUUCUGUCAUUUUAAAGAGUAAGUAUAUUUUAUGUUAACUUCUUUUAGAAAUUUAAUUUUUAUAAUUUUUUUUGUAAUCAUAUUUAUAUUUUUUUAAUCAUAUAUAUGUAUAAAUUUUAAUCAAAAUCUAUUAUAUUUUAUAAAAUAAUAGCAAUUUAAAAGUUAUAGAAACAUAAAAAAAAAUAAAAUAAAUGUAGAACAUACAAAUAUGAUUACAAAGAAACAUGUAUACAUACAUAUAAUUACAAAAAACCGAACAUAUAACUUUUUAGCUACUAUUAUUUUAUAAAAUAGAUUUUGAUUAAGAUUUAUACAUAUGAUUACAAAAAAAAACACAAAUAUAACUACAAGAAGAAACACUAAUAUAAAAAUUAAAUUAAAACAAAAAAUGUACCCGCCCUUUCAAAGGGCGGGUGAAAAUCUAGUAUAUAUUUAAAAUCCAUACGCAAAAACAUAAAAGUUGUUAUAUGCCUCUUUCUGACACAUGCACACUCCACUAUGAAUAAUAGUUAAAAAAAACAGUAUUGUCAUCAAACUUUAUCACAAAUCCACAUUUGUACAUCUAUAAUUAUGAGUUCGACAAUUAGUUAAUUUGAUACAAUACCAAAGUAAGAAUAAUCGAAAAACAACUAUACCACCGCAUACUAAUAAGUAACACAUAACAGAUAACCAAAUUCCUAAAUCUUAAAACAAAUUUCAACUCGAGCAUUUAGUGAAUAUCAAAUUAACUAAUAUCCCGCCCGUAGGGCGGGCCAACCCUAGUUAAAAGAAAAAAGAUUACACGUUAUCAAAACUCUUCAUCUGUGUCCUAAUCUUCUGUUACAAAAAGUAAUACUUAUGCGUCUUAAAUUGUUUGAGUAUAUACCCUUUAUAAUCUGAUGAAAUGAUUUACAUUUUAAAUAGUUUUCUAAUAAUUAAUGUGUGUAUAUUUUAUCCUGAAUCAAGUUGUGCUUAGUAUAAACUCUUUAUAAUGUGAUGAAGUCAAGUCCACUAUUAUCAUUUUUAAGGACUUUGCUUUGGUGAGUGUAUAAGGACUGGGUCGUGGAUAGAGAUAGUCGUCCACAUUCCAAAGAAAAUUAGUUUUCAUACACACAGAAGUUAUGUGUUUAUUAUUUUAAAUUACUAUUUCGUUGAGUAUUUCGUAUAUUCUUAGUCUAAGAAACCUUAAGGAAACUUCAUAAAUGAAGAGAGUGAAAUGAUUGAAGGAAUAUACUUCAUAUAUAUAUUGCAUGAGCUGAUGAUACAUUACACACAUCUGUAUAUCGAGAAAAAAAAAAAAAAAAGAAAAACUUAAAAUACAAUAUUAGUCUUAAACAUUGGUUUUAAUCUUGUUUGGAAUUAGCAUUUCAGCCCAUAGAUCAAUUAACAAGUACUGAUCCAGAAGGCUCAGUAUAAUAUUGGCCCAAUAAGUUGUUAUUUGUUUUCUGUUUGACCGUUGCAUAUUUCCCGCCGAUUUUCUGAAGGCAGACAAAAUUACUAAAAACAGAUCUCUUCAACAACAAGAAAACAAAAACAAUAAACAAAACUCGCUUUGAACUUUCGUUAUUGUUUCAUUUUUUCAAAUAUAAAUCUCUAUUCAUCAUCCAUAACCCUAAUCAUUCCAGACCUAAUAAAAGAUGAUGAAGCAAUUCACCGGACUUAUCUUUCUCUGCAUCAUUUCUUUCUUCUCCAUCGGUGGAAAUGCUGAUUCCAGUUUAAUUUCCGAUCUGUGCAAACAUUGUGACGACCCAAAACUCUGCCUCUCUACCAUAAAGUCGCGCCCUGAGUCCGGUGAAUUUGCAGCCACCAGCAACCAAAUUGAGAUUAUAGCUAUCUCCGUUGCAUCGUCAGACGCAUCUGCUACUUCUGCUUACAUCAAGGAAAAUCUGAGCCACGAGGAUUUGGAGCCAGCAACGGAGGCCACAUUUGAAGACUGCCAGAAAAACUACCAAGAUGCUGUGGAGCAGCUCGACGACUCAAUAUCCGCCAUGCUCGCUGACGCACAUGCUGACGUUGAUGUCUGGCUGCAUGCGGCGAUAAGCGCCAUAGAGUCAUGUGCUACCGAGUUAGAGUCACGCGGAGGAAAUGAUGCAGAGCUUUCAAAGAGAAACGAGGUGUUUCUAAAGUUGUGCAAAAACGCUUUGGUGAUAAACAAGAUGUUAUCCUGAGAAUGUUAAUCCCUAAAACUCGAAUAUUAUUUAUUUUAUUUGGUUUAAUUAAGAUGAAAGUGGUUCGGUCUGGUUUAUUAACAACGGUCCUUGCCUUCAAUAUAAAACUAGAUUUUAACUCGCACAUCCGUGCAGAUAUUUUAUUUUAUUUUAUAAAUGUAUUUUAUAUUAUUAAAAUGUUUUAAAUAUAUAAUUUCUAUUUUAGUAUUCUAUAUUGUGUAACUAUAUAAUAUUAUUGUUUAUAUUUAUUAUCCGGAUUAAUAUAUAGUGAUUUGUUUAAUACAUUUUAUUUUGUUAUUAAUUUUUAUUACUUACUAAUAUAUUUUCGAGUUAGGUACAAUAAAAUAAAAAUAUGAAAUAAUCAAAUAGAUAGCUUCUUUCAAAAUAUGUUUUCUUUAAUUUAUACAUUUUGAUAUAAUACAUUUUUAAAAUUUAUUCUAUAGAAAACAAAUAUGUUUAAGAUAAUUUAUAUUUACAUGUUGUGUUUAAAUAAAUAUACUUUAACAUAUAUUAUUUUAGUGUUUUACGGAUUUAUAAGUUAAAACACUGUUUUGUUUAAAUAAUAUAGCCCUACUAUUUUAGUAAAUUUUAUACAUAGUAGCAUCUAUCAUAUUAUUUUAGUAAAAUUUAUUGAUAUUGGAUAUUUUUUGGAUGUUAUAACUAUUAAGUUUCCUUUUUAUUCUUAAUGAAGAUUUCAAAAUAUUAGAUUGCUUUAGUUUUUACAACAUAUAUAGUUUGUUUUUUGGUGGUGCAUUUCAAAAAGUUAUUCUUGUCAAAAAACUUUUAAAAGUUAAACUACUAUUUUUUAGUUUGAAAGAUUACAUGAAUUUUGAAUUUAUUUUUGUUACUAUGUUAAUACAUUAUUUUAUAUAAAAAUAUUUGAAUUUUGGUAAUAGUUU
Molecule: messenger RNA, 3700 nt
Organism: Brassica rapa (field mustard)
Lineage: Eukaryota; Viridiplantae; Streptophyta; Magnoliopsida; Brassicales; Brassicaceae
Product: pectinesterase inhibitor
Molecular function (GO): enzyme inhibitor activity
Source: RefSeq, a predicted model, not a curated record